Molecule: messenger RNA, 999 nt
Organism: Aureobasidium namibiae CBS 147.97
Lineage: Eukaryota; Fungi; Ascomycota; Dothideomycetes; Dothideales; Saccotheciaceae
Product: RNA-binding domain-containing protein
Exons: 2
Coding region: 1-999 (332 amino acids)
Biological process (GO): positive regulation of mRNA splicing, via spliceosome
Cellular component (GO): nucleolus; U12-type spliceosomal complex
Molecular function (GO): RNA binding
Source: RefSeq, a predicted model, not a curated record
AUGUCCAGGGAACAAGACAAGGAAGCGACCGUCUACGUUGGAAACCUCGAUGAGCGCGUGACCGACCAACUCGUCUGGGAGUUGAUGCUGCAGGCCGGCCGCAUCGUCAACGUCCAUCUUCCAAAGGAUCGCGUCACCCAAACACAUCAAGGCUUCGGUUUCGUCGAGUUUGUCAGCGAAGAGGAUGCCGACUAUGCCGCCAAAAUCAUGAACCAGAUCCGUCUAUGGGGAAAGCCUAUCCGUGUGAACAAGGCCUCUGCCGACAAGCAGAAGACUCUGGACGUGGGUGCUGAGCUCUUUGUUGGAAACUUGGAUGCCAUGGUCGACGAGCGCGUUCUGUUUGAAACCUUCAGUCGCUUCGGCAGCUUGACCUCUGCGCCAAAGGUGGCCCGCGACGACGCCAACCUCACAAAGGGCUACGCUUUCGUUUCCUUUACCACCUUCGAAGCCUCGGACGAUGCCAUCGCAAACAUGCACGGCCAAUACCUUAUGAACAAGGAGAUCACCGUUCAGUACGCCUUCAAGAAGGAUGGCAAGGGAGAACGUCACGGAGACGCCGCAGAGCGUGCCCUGGCUGCUGCUGGUCGCGAACACAAUAUCGAGCCUCAAGUCCAACCUCUACCCCCACAACUGCUGGCACCUCAGAUCGCAACCCCUAUCGCGCCACCUACGCCCAUGUCUGCUGCACCGUACGGUGUCUCGCCCGUGACUGGUGGAUACGGUGCUCCUCCGGCCUCCAGGAAUCAGCUUCCACCACCUCCCGCAGCUGCUGGUGUACCUGCCCGGCCGCCUCCCAGCGUUGGUGGUUACAACGGACCGCAAGGCGGCUACAAUGGUCCUCAAGGCUUCGCCCCUCCCCCAGGCUUCGCACCAAAUGGAGCUCCCCCUGGCUUUGCACCACCGCCAGGUUUCGGAAUGCCUGGUAUGCCUCCUGGUUUCCCUGCUCCUCCACCGGGUAUGCCGCCAGGCAUGCCCCCAAAUGCUUACCAGAGACGAUGA